AGAUUACAUCAGAUAUGACUAUGUGAAUAGCCCAGGACAGCCCAAAGGAAGGACAUGAUGUCAGAAUAACAUACAGAACAUUUGUGAGGGCGAGGCCAGAAAACCAUGCAGUCAUCAGGGCACAGGUUCCGUGAUGUUGAGCACCACCCACUUCUGGCUGAAAAUGACAGCUACGACUCCUCUUCCUCUGAGGCUGACAUGGCAGAGAGGGUUUGGUUCAUCCGAGAUGGCUGUGGGAUGGUCUGUGCCAUCAUGACGUGGCUUCUGGUUGUCUAUGCAGACUUCGUAGUGACUUUUGUCAUGUUGCUGCCUUCCAAAGACUUUUGGUACUCUGUGAUCAAUGGUGUUCUCUUUAACUGCUUGGCAGUGCUGGCUUUGUCAUCGCAUCUGAGAACUAUGCUAACUGAUCCAGGAGCUGUACCCAAAGGAAAUGCCACUAAAGAAUACAUGGAUAAUUUGCAACUGAAGCCAGGAGAAGUGAUCUACAAAUGUCCAAAGUGCUGUAGUAUCAAACCUGAACGUGCACACCAUUGCAGUAUUUGCAAACGAUGCAUUCGAAAGAUGGAUCAUCACUGCCCUUGGGUGAAUAACUGUGUGGGGGAGAAAAAUCAGAGAUUUUUUGUUCUGUUUACGAUGUAUAUAGCCCUAAUUUCAGCUCAUGCUCUCAUACUGUGUGGGUUUCAGUUUUUCUCCUGUGUCCGAGGGCAGUGGACUGAAUGCAGUGACUUCUCCCCACCCGUAACUGUGAUCCUGAUGAUCUUCUUGUGCCUUGAGGGUUUUCUGUUUCUCACUUUCACUGCAGUUAUGUUUGGCACCCAAAUCCACUCAAUAUGCAAUGAUGAAACAGAGAUUGAAAGACUGAAGAGUGAGAAGCCAACGUGGGAGCGGAGGCUGCGCUGGGAAGGGAUGAAGUCGGUGUUUGGGGGGCAGCCUUCCCUCCUCUGGAUCAACCCCUUUGCAGGCUUUCCUGUCAGGAGACUGCUGCUGAGAGCAAAGAAAGGAGGACCUGAGUUUUCUGUUUGAGUCUAACAAUGCUGGAACUUGCAAGAAUACUCUAUUUAUUUGGGGCCAGAGGAGGCUGUCUGCAUAUAAUCUGUGACCAGGUGAAACUGAUACCAGACAUUUGCUUGUAGCAAGCAGAGUUUUAUACGUUUCUCAUCACAGACAUCUCAUUAACUCUCAGAGACAUGAACUGGAUCUGUAAUGGUCUUUGCAGCAAGAUAACAAAGGAAAAGCACGUGGUCACACUAAAGAAGCCAAAUGUUGUCAUGCUACUGUAAUUUAUUUUAUGAGAUUAAUUAUCCGUUUUUGUUAAACACUUUUUAUUUGAUAAAUGUUUGGGGAAUUACCUGUGUGGCUUUUUUAUAAAAAAAAC
This is a messenger RNA of Chaetura pelagica (chimney swift), 1375 nucleotides long. It is a transcript of the gene ZDHHC7, whose product is annotated as zinc finger, DHHC-type containing 7. Gene Ontology annotation, molecular function: protein-cysteine S-palmitoyltransferase activity. The record is from RefSeq and is a predicted model, not a curated record. The coding region runs from base 106 to 1023 and encodes 305 amino acids. Gene Ontology annotation, biological process: peptidyl-L-cysteine S-palmitoylation; protein targeting to membrane. NCBI's taxonomy places the organism in Eukaryota, Metazoa, Chordata, Aves, Apodiformes, Apodidae. Gene Ontology annotation, cellular component: Golgi apparatus; endoplasmic reticulum. The transcript is spliced from 7 exons.